Messenger RNA from Schizophyllum commune H4-8, 1020 nucleotides. Its product is annotated as 60S ribosomal protein L7. Gene Ontology annotation, molecular function: RNA binding; structural constituent of ribosome. Gene Ontology annotation, cellular component: cytosolic large ribosomal subunit. Gene Ontology annotation, biological process: maturation of LSU-rRNA from tricistronic rRNA transcript (SSU-rRNA, 5.8S rRNA, LSU-rRNA). The record is from RefSeq and is a predicted model, not a curated record. The coding region runs from base 70 to 822 and encodes 250 amino acids. NCBI's taxonomy places the organism in Eukaryota, Fungi, Basidiomycota, Agaricomycetes, Agaricales, Schizophyllaceae. The transcript has 7 exons.
UCCCAAUCAGCGAGGGCAUCGUUACCCAUAGACCGCAGAUAUCCGGCGUCGGCCUCAAGAUCCUUCGCAAUGGCGCCCAAAACGACCGUUCCUACCGCCCAAUCCAUUGAGGUCCCCGAGACCCUUCUCAAGAAGCGCAAGCAGACUGAGAAGUCGCGCGAGGAGCGUCUUGCGAAGGCCGCGGAGGCUAAGAAGGCGUCCAUUGCCAAGCGCAAGGUCAUCUUCAAGCGCGCGGAGGCGUACGUGAAGGAGUACCAGGCUAAGGAGCGGGAGGAGGUCCGCUUGAAGCGGGCUGCACGAAGCAACGGUGACUUCUACGUCGCUGGUCAACCAAAAGUCUACUUUGUUGUCCGUAUUCGCGGUAUCAACGAGAUCGCCCCCAAGCCCCGCAAGAUUUUGCAACUCCUCCGCCUCCUCCAGAUCAACAACGGUGUCUUCGUCAAGGUCACCCGCGCCACCCAGCAGAUGCUCCGUCUCGUUGAGCCUUACGUGACCUACGGCGAGCCGAACCUCAAGUCCGUCCGCGAGCUUAUCUACAAGCGUGGAUACGGCAAGGUCGACAAGCAGCGCAUCCCCCUCUCCAACAAUCAAAUCAUCGAGCAGAACCUCGGCAAGUACGACAUCCUUUGCGUUGAGGACCUCGUGCACGAGAUCGUCACCGCCGGCCCGCACUUCAAGCAGGCGUCGAACUUCCUCUGGCCAUUCAAGCUCUCGAACCCGACCGGCGGCUGGAGAACGCGCAAGUUCAAGCACUUCGUCCAGGGCGGUGACUUCGGUGACCGGGAGGGCAACAUCAACAAGCUCAUCCGCCAGAUGAACUAGGCGUUGGUCUGCCUGGCUUGUUGAGGGGACGGGGCGGGAUGGAGCGAGAUGUCGGUACUCGCGCCAGUCUGCGGCAACACACUCACGUACUUUACCGCGUAUGCCCUUCAUGUACUAUGUUCGCUGCUUAUGGUUGAACUUUCUAUGGCAAUAUGCACGCUGCAAACAAACCAACAGAGCCCCCAAGAAGAUGACGUU